This is a messenger RNA of Dibothriocephalus latus, 1275 nucleotides long. The record is from the annotation of a GenBank genome assembly. NCBI's taxonomy places the organism in Eukaryota, Metazoa, Platyhelminthes, Cestoda, Diphyllobothriidea, Diphyllobothriidae.
ACUGCAGUUGAACCAUUCCUUCGAAAAAUCUGUGAUCGUGAGAAGCGUGUGAUCAACCCUGUUCUUCCAAACCUACUAAGCAGUCUUCAGAGCUCGGAAGCAUUUCUCGAACAAUCUGGUACGCGGACCCUAGAUGCGCGCCUGCUGGCUACAACUGACCACUUCCACGACAUACGGCGGGCUCUCAAUGAAACAAACUUCUGCAGCCACAGCUCAGCGCCCUCUUCGGCUGUUGACUACGUACAAGCCAGUAAGAAGGCCACAAAUGCCAGAGAUAGAGACCUCCUGAACUCCUUCAUCGAGCGCUUCCCGGCCCUUCUGAGUCUCACGAUUCCGUCCGUGCGUCCUUUGCCCACAGGGUCGAGUUCCACAAUGAAGGUCGAUAGUCAAGCCGAUGUGUUUGAUGGCAUUUUUGACUCGGAAGCUGAUUAUGUGGAACCCUCCCGGAGCUCCUCAACAGAGGGACGGGAAAACCAGUCACCAGAGAAAUCUGCACAGAAGAGUGGUCUGUCCACCGCUGCCCCUAGUCCCGCCCCGACGCCCUCUGUCGGCUCGUAUAAUACCACCAGUACCUCCUUUGCGACCUGCCUCUCCUGUCUUGGCGAUGCCUGCGACACCUUAACUGGUAUCGACCCGCUUGGUCGAAGGUCUGCCUUCCGCGGUGAGGGGACCUGGCGUGACUUAACUUCCCUCGUCUUCGAACUCUAUUUGCAGCGGCUGUUUGAUCCGGAUCUACGCUCUCUCCUCCUCUUUACCAAUAGCAGCGAUGUACUGUUUAUUAAAAUCUUACGGCUAAAUCUACGCCCUGUUCGAUGUCCCCUUUCUUUCCGUGCUCAGGUGGUUUCCUACAGAGACCAACAAAGACCCACGUGCCUCGCCGAUUUUAUGCUGCCCUAUGGCGCAACUGCAUCCAAAUGCGUGUUUGAGCUUUUAUAUAUCAUUUACGUCAACUUCUGUGCCAAAACAACUGCUUCCCAGAGCCUCUCCUCUAUGGACAGUAUGCGCCAGAACCCAAAUGUGCCACUAGCGCUCGGUCUGCGCGAGACCUCUCAGGACUACCUACCCAGUCUGCGCACUAUUGCUCGGCUUGAGAGCGAUCGACGUUGUUGUUCAGCUCAGCGAAGGUAUGAUCUUGCAGUGUUUUCUGCACUACCACCCUAUCCUUCUCGUUUACAUGAAACAACUCGCGAUGCCGCGGUCGGCAUCGGACCCGCUUCCAUUAUAAGCCGGUGUUCCAAUAUCGGCACCUCGUCUGGUCAAACCUUUUCAGUCUAA